AUGCAGGUCAUCGCCAUACCAAAUGCAGAAGGAUACACAAUCGUCCCGAAAAAUACAACAGUAAAUAAUGUCGCGCGAUUUCGAUUGAAAGAUGACAUCAACUAUCAUUUUAUGAUCGACCCCGGCCUCGUUGCUACUCCCAAUCAAUACAAGAAAUUUGAAUCAACCACGAGCUUUUGGGGGCCAGAAUUGACGAUUGAGUACUGGGUUCUUGAUGAAAACUCGACUUCAAGAUUUGAAAUUGAUAUUUAUCCGUUUGAUUAUUCAAAUGUUCCGGAAAGUCUUUGUGGCUAUGAAAUAUCUUCCUCUGGUUCGAUAAUAACAACUGACAAUUAUCCUGGCUCUUAUGAUGAGUACGAUGAGUGCAAAUGGAAAUUGAAUGUCCCCGAUGCGAUUUCAUAUUCUCUCGAGAAAAACGAAUUUAAUGUUGAGACUGAUUACGACACUCUUAAUAUCAUCAUGGAAAAUAAAACUUAUCAUUUCUUCGACUCCAAUCUUGAUGAUGUUUCGAGCAACUUUUUUGACUUUUAUGACUACACCAAUUAUAAUGCACCAAUCAUUUGGUAUUCAAACUAUUAUGGAAGCGGCGAUCUCGAAUUUGGAAAUGGGGGUGGCUUAUGGACAACGCGUUCUGAUCUUGCGAAUUUCACGUCUGUCUUUAAUGGAUCAACUGGUUACAUUCGUUUCUCCGCGAAUUUUUAUGACACCGGCCAUUCCGGUUUUAAUAUAACUAUAAACGCGAAUCUCCGUACAAAAAACGAUAUCUUUUCACUGGACUGUUCCGGAAUGAACUUCGCCCUAACGCUUCAUCAAGAACAUUUCGAUUAUUUCUUUGAUCGAGUAGAAUUUUCGAAGAAAAUAAUCUUCACAGGCAUUUGCUCUCAAAGCGAUUCGAUUUCCUCAAAAACUGUUAAUUUUGACGAGUGUGGAGUAACAAGCGCAACACCAAGUGAUCAAUCGAAAAUUGACUUUACGCUGAAAUUCAACGUCCAGGAAUCCCUCAACGGAACAGAUGUCAAGGAUGACACGCCUUUCGAAUUCACCUGCUCGAUCGACUCUGGUUACUCCAGCGCACUUUCAAUGAGCAUUGAUGACAUCAAACAAGUCAACUCAACAUCCAUCGUCGUUCCAACAAAUCUCGGCUCCCCAAAUUUCUGCGAUUACACAUCAACUCAGAGCUGUAGCACGAACACCCUUUCAAAAAUUCAAGUUGGUAGCGAAAUUGUCAUUGAUUUCAGCAAGCUUGAAAAUGGAUUUGGAAUGAGGAUCGAUUCCAUCAAAAUCAAGGCGUCUGCAGAUUCUUCUCAUGAGAUUUCUCUUGUUUCUGAUGGUUGCGCUCAGUUCAGUACCGAUUUGGUCUCAACGAAUGCUCGGACUUUCAAAUGGAAAGUUUUCAGAUUCACAACUUCGCGAGAAAUCCAUUUCGAAUUCUCUCAACUCGUCUGCGAUGUGUACGAUAAUACAUUCUGCAACGGAAUUUCGUCCUGUCCAUCUGUUGGAAAUGACUCAUUGUUCGCAAGUUUGACAAGUGGUCGAAAAAGAAGAAGUAUCGCAAAAGAAACAACAGUUAUCAGACACAAAAUAGUCGUCGCCGAUUCUUCUGAUCCAAUGGCUCUUUCUACCAUCGAGGGCAUCUAUAUUAUUCAACUUGAACCUCCCAAACCAGAUGUCACAAUGCGAAAAUAA
Messenger RNA from Oikopleura dioica, 1686 nucleotides. Lineage: Eukaryota; Metazoa; Chordata; Appendicularia; Copelata; Oikopleuridae. The record is from the annotation of a GenBank genome assembly.